Messenger RNA from Tricharina praecox, 2733 nucleotides. Its product is annotated as fungal-specific transcription factor domain-containing protein. The transcript has 7 exons. The coding region runs from base 1 to 2556 and encodes 851 amino acids. Gene Ontology annotation, molecular function: RNA polymerase II cis-regulatory region sequence-specific DNA binding; DNA-binding transcription factor activity, RNA polymerase II-specific; zinc ion binding. Gene Ontology annotation, cellular component: nucleus. Lineage: Eukaryota; Fungi; Ascomycota; Pezizomycetes; Pezizales; Pyronemataceae. The record is from RefSeq and is a predicted model, not a curated record. Gene Ontology annotation, biological process: DNA-templated transcription; positive regulation of transcription from RNA polymerase II promoter by galactose.
AUGAAUUCCACCGAGCCAGCACACGGCCCGCAGCAGCCAGCGACAGUACCGUCGCCCACGUCCACGACGGGCUCAUCUGGCGGCUCGAAUCCGCGACGCCCACGCGCAACGUCCGAAACCCACGGCCAGUCGCACACUACGGAUGGAAUCGAUAGCCAGAGCAGCGAGCCGCGGCCGAAACGGAGGAAGGUGGCCACGGCGUGCGACGAAUGCCGCCAGCGGAAAUCAAGGUGCGACGGCGCGAAACCGUGCGGCCCGUGUACACGCAAAGGAAGGAGCCCCGAGAAGUGUGUGUAUCAGAACGAUCCGAAUAGACCGGCUGUGUCGCAAAGUUACAUCGAGGAACUGGAAGCGCGGAUACGGUCUUUGGAAGGCAAUGCUGGCCAUGCGCAGCCGAACGUGUCGGUCAUGGAGGCGUAUAAUGGGGACAUGGCGACGACCGACACUGAGAAUCACUCACUCAGCUACCACCGCUACGACACAAUGCCGCAUCCAAUACCACCGCAACUAAACCAACAACAACCGCCCCGGAACUACACCCUUGGGGCAGACAUGGGUCUGAACAGAAUGGACACUGGCCCCCUCCCUAGCGCUUCGAUUCCCCAGCCUGGAAGUCAUCUCUUGUAUAGUGGCACACCAGAAGGUGCAGAAUUCGCACCUGCUCACUCGAAGGAACUGGACGUUACAGUUGAAGAACCUCGGGAACGACGGUUUUCCGUUACGGCUGGUCUCCCACCUAAAGCUCGAGCUGAUGCGAUGGGGGCGACAUCGUCAAGCGGGGGAGAUGGAGUAGAUGGAGACGAGAACGAGAGUUUUUUCGGGAGCUCAUCAGCGGUCUCUUUCAUGAAGCAAAUCAAACAGACGGUUGACAAGAAGAAAACAUGUUCCAAGUCACCAGAGGAGCUUAGCUUUUGCACUCCGGCGCCAGGUUUUGAAUCGGCCUGGGAAAGAAAACCUAGGAACGACGAUGGAUUCCUGGAGGACUUGGAAGACUUUAUCCUCCCGCCACGACGCAUCGCCGACCACCUGCUUGAGUGCUACUGGACAUGGGUCGAUUCGCUAUACCCAUAUCUUCAUCGUCCUACAUUUAUGCAGACCUACAACCAGCUGUGGACAAACUCAGCCUUCCCGGGUUCGAACGAUGACGCGCUAUUUGGUUCGUACGAAAGCAAGCCUCCGGGAAGGUUGUUCCGAUGUAUCCUAAAUUGUGUCUUCGCAUUCGGCUGUCAGUUCUCGUCAAAUAUCGCACCGGCGCGGCGUGAUUCAUCCGCGGACGUGUUCUUCAAAAGAUCUAGGCUUUUGCUGCAUGUCGACAUCCUAGGGUGCGGGUCUAUUCAGCUCGUGCAGGCGUUGCUCCUCAUGGGUCAGUUUUUGCAGUCGACAAAGUAUCCGAACCGAUGUUGGAAUGUUGCCGGGCUAGCGAUCCGCGUGGCACAAGGGCUAGGAUUGCAUCUGGACUCAACCAGCGCGAAGAGGAAGAACAACGUGGAGAGGGAGAUCUGGAGAAGAGCAUGGCAUGGAUGUAUUCUUCUCGACCGUAUAGUUAGCAUGACUUUUGGUCGGCCAAGCAUGGUUUCGCUCCGUUCUCAAGUCACAUUGCCUAUGGCGAUUGACGAUGAAUACUUGACCAACGAUAAUGCGUACUGUGAACAACCGGAGGGCGUGUAUGCUCGGACAACCUUCUUCAUCCAUACCCUCAAAUUGUACGAAAUACUCGGUGAAAUACUGUCAAUAUUUUAUGAUACAUCUGGUAGUCGGAACGAGAAACCGCGGCCCGACGAUUACUACCAGUCACUCCUCCGGUUGGACCGGAUGCUCCUUGAUUUCCAGCUGGAGCUACCAGCAGCUCUCCGCCUGCAUUUUGUGGAUCCAGAGGCCGAACCGAUUAUUCGGGAUUCCUGCCAAACUAGGCAAGCAAAUGUUUUACACGCCAGAUACCUGAACAUCCGAAUUUUGCUGUUCCGACCUAUCCUCAUCAAUCUGGUCCAGGACUCACAAGCCUAUCACGACCAGAAAUCCAAGCGGCUGCACCCGACAUCGUUGCUCGAGGCUUCACUAGCAAUGAAGUGCUCCGUUUCUUGUGUAGAAGCAGCACAGGAAGCAAUCAGCCUAAUUGACGACAAUCUACUAAGCGGAGCAGUGCCGGCCUGGUGGUACUAUAUCUUCUAUCUGUAUACAGCAGCAACCGUACUUCUCGCCGCAAAACUCUGCCCUGCUCUGGAGACCGAACUUGAUUACGAUUCCCUCGAGGUGUCAUGGAAGAAGUGCAUUGCGAUCCUUCGAAGCCUGGAAGACGGGUAUGAAUCAGCGAAGCGGUGCUUGGCUACACUGGAAGUGUUUCACGACCAGAUUAUCUCCGCUUCCGACGAAGGUCAGCAAGACGCCGGAGAACAAGCCGAUGGAGAAGCCGAAAUCCCUUGCGAAGGAGGUGGUGACACGCCCGAUGAUCCGCUGUUGCUGUUCAAUAGCAACCGGGGGGCGGUGUGGGGCGCCGAUGUCAACUUUGAUUGGUUCAUGGAGCAUCCACUCUGGAAUACUCCAGAUCAAAUUCCCUAACCUUGUUUUAAUUCUCGCAUUUGAUUUUCCCUUCCGCGACAGCAAUGGUGCAGGGGAAAUAUUGGGUUUUAUUUUUGGCGAACACCCUUGGGUUCUCUUUUUGCUUGAUCGUUUUUUCUUUGGGUUAUCAGAAGAUACCUCUUUGUGUACAUAGACUCCCCUCCUUGUAGUCCCUCC